CUUCACUGAAUGACCCUCAACCAGUUUCCAUGGCAACGGCGAGUUAUUUUGCUCUUUUAAUAUACCCGGAGGACUAAUGUUAACUACAAGCGAAUAAUUUACCGUCGCUAAGCCAUAAACACACGCUGGACGAAUGCACUGCGAUGCUUGUGGGACGCGGCGGCUGUUUUGAAUCACGAGCGCCGAGUGACAGCUAGCGGAGAGUCUAUCAGACAUACACAGAUACCAAAAUAGGAGCUCGGCAUUCUUCAGUGACUGAGGCUAAAUACAGGACACACAUGUCUCUGUCCGAGGAGAAGUCUUACUGUGCUGGGGAUCAAACUUCAACACGCUGAAAGAGUAGCGACAAUUAUUAGACAGUUGCAAUGUCAGGGAAAGGUCAAAGCAGUUACUCGUACGAUUUCUGUGAUGAGACUCAUUCAUCUGAAGUGCUAGAGGUUCUCCACGAGUUUCACAUCAGCGGUUUGUUCACAGACAUCACCCUUCGAUCUUCAUCAGGGCAGAUCUUCCACUGUCACAAGGUGGUGCUAUCCGCACGCAGCUCCUACUUCAAGUCAAUGUUCACAUUAGACAUGAGGGAGCGAACGAAUGACAUCAUCAACCUGCCUUGUAUAGAUGGAGCUACUCUAGGUUCUUUGAUAAACUACGUUUACACCUCAAAAGUCAGAAUAACCCAAAGCAAUGUUCAGAGUCUCCUGGAGGCUGCAGACCUUCUUCAGUUCAGCUCUGUCAAAAAAGCCUGCGAGAACUUUCUGAUUCGCCUGUUGGACAUCGAUAACUGCCUCGAGAUGCACUCAUUCGCCGAGCUUCACGUGUGCACCACCCUGCAGCGUGAAGCUCGGAGGGUCAUGUUCGGACGUUUCUUGGAGCUCACGAAUCAGGAGGAGUUUCAUGAGGUUGAACUUCCGACGCUCAAGAUGAUAUUAACCACCGAGAACCUCAACGUCUGGAAAGAAGAGAUGUUAUUGGAGGCAGUGGUGAAGUGGGUCGCUCAUGACACGGUGACUCGAGUUGACCACCUUCAGGAGCUUCUCAGCUGCGUUAAGUUCGAGGUGGAUGAUGUCUACCUCAGAUCUGCUUUGUAUGUGCUCAGACAUUGCUCUGAAAACCAACUGCGAUCUCUGAUCGUCAGUUCUUUAAAGCCAAGCAAAGAUUUCUCCCACUGCUGCAAGACGCUAACAAGCAACUUGUUCAUUAUAGGUGGAUAUUACUGGCAUCCAUUGUGUGAAGUACACAUAUGGGACCCUGUUUCCAACACGUGGACUGAAAAAAAGAGCAUGCCUGAUUUCGCAAGGGAGAGUUAUAGUGUUGUACUUUUGGGUCCUAAUGUCUAUGUGACUGGGGGCUACAGGACAGAAACCGUGGAUGCCUUAGACGCUGUAUGGAUUUAUGACACAGACACAGAUGAAUGGACAGAAGGAUGUCAAAUGCUCACAGCCAGGUAUUAUCACUGCUCUGUGGCGUUACGGGGAUGCAUAUAUGCCAUAGGUGGAUACACAGGAGGCGCUCCGACACGAGGAACUGAAUAUUAUGACCCUUUGAAAAAGAAUUGGUUCCCUGUGGCAGAUAUGGUACAAGGUGUUGGAAAUGCUAGUGCUUGUGUAGUAAAUGACAGAAUCUAUGUUACCGGAGGGCAUCAUGGGUACAGAGGAAGCUGCACUUAUGAGAAGAUUCAGAUGUACAGGGCAGAUAUCAAUGAAUGGAGCAUUAUAACAACAUGUCCACAUCCUGAGUAUGGCCUGUGCUCUGUAUCAUUAAACAAUAAACUUUAUCUGGUCGGCGGUCAGACCACCAUCACAGACUGUUACGACCCCGAGCAGAACGAAUGGAGGCAGAUGUCAGAGACGAAGGAGGUAAGGAUGGAGUGUGGAGCUGCAGUUAUACACGGAUGCAUCUACGUAGCAGGUGGAUAUUCAUACUCAAAGGGUUCGUACCUGCCAAGCAUAGAGAGGUAUGACCCUGAGACGGAUUGUUGGGAGAUAGUGGGAAACCUUCCAUCGGCUUCCCGCUCACACGGCUGCGUUUGUGUGUUUAGUGUGUGAAAUCAUUACUGAUGUUAUAAUCACUAGAUCUGUGGCUUCAGAUCAUUCUGGUCACUGAUGGUGUCAAUGUGAUAACAUCUUUACAUGUGUGAGAAACGGUUUGGCCUGUUUUCUGCUAAGGAAAGGAUAUUUCAAAAUAUGUACUCAAUAGCACAACAGAUAAGAGCACUUCUGUUAACCACAUACAGUAGUUUUCAACAUAAAUAGUGAAGGUCAUAUGCAGAAGGAAACGACAAAGAUAAAUGCAAACAGUAAAAUGAUAUGAACCGUAUAAUUUUGCAUUGGUACGAAGGCAAAAUAACAACUCAUUUGUUGUUAAUGAUAACGUCACAGGCGGUGCAUCCAAUUGAAGACAACUUUAUUUUUUAAUAAAUGAAUCUGUCACUUGGUAAAACAGCCAAUGGAGGCAGAGGACAACAUGAUCAAAACAAUAUGUGGAAAUCGCGGAGGGAGAUCAAGACCCACUCCAACUGAGGGUUGUCCCCACUAAAAAUAUCAUUAAAAAACAUGUUGUUAAUAAUAUGAUAAAUACCACAGAUAAUGCUGACUAGUUAUGACAAAAAAAGAUAACCAAUGUAUUUUUCCUUGAACAUUUUUAUGUUUAUUGUCCCCUCAACUGUUAGAAGAAAUUUACACACACAAAUCAAAACUAUACUAGAUAACACAAGUAAAUCUGACUGCAUUAAAUAUGUGGGUAACAC
Misgurnus anguillicaudatus (oriental weatherfish) is the source of this 2743-nucleotide messenger RNA. The record is from RefSeq and is a predicted model, not a curated record. NCBI's taxonomy places the organism in Eukaryota, Metazoa, Chordata, Actinopteri, Cypriniformes, Cobitidae.